Molecule: messenger RNA, 765 nt
Organism: Acanthosepion pharaonis
Lineage: Eukaryota; Metazoa; Mollusca; Cephalopoda; Sepiida; Sepiidae
Source: the annotation of a GenBank genome assembly
AUGAUCUAUCUAUCUAUCUAUCUAUCUAUCUAUCUAUCUAUCUAUCUAUCCCAGUCCAUAUUUAUUUAUCUUUGUUCAUUAUCUAUCUAUCUAUCUAUCUAUCUAUCUAUCAUCUAUCUAUCUAUCUAUCUCAGUCCAUAUUUAUUUAUCUUAGUCUGUUCAUUAUCUAUCUAUCUAUCUAAUUCAUCUAUCUAUCUAUCUAUCUAUCUAUCAUAUCUAUAUCUUUUCUGUUCAUUAUCUAUCUAUCUAUCUAUCUAUCUAUCUAUCUAUCUAUCUAUCCCAGUCCAUAUUUAUUUAUCUUUGUUCAUUUUUAUCUAUUCAUUCUAUCUAUUCAUUAUCUAUCUAUCUUAUUAUCUAUCCCAGUCCAUAUUUUUAUUUAUCUUUGUUCAUUAUCUAUCUAUCUAUCUAUCUAUCUAUCUAUCUAUCUAUCUAUCUAUGUUGGUAUGCUACAACAAUAACAAUUUAUCUCUUUUGAUAUCUAUCUAUAUUUGUUUAUAUCUAUAUAUUCCUGUUUAUUCUUUUUCUAUCUAUCUAUCUAUCUAUCUAUCUAUCUAUCUAUCUAUCUAUCUAUCUCAUUCAAAGAAAAGCCUUCUUACUGACCACAACAUUGAAGGGACCGAGAUGCUCUCGAUCACUGGUCGAAUAAUCAGUUCAUCUAUCCUUGACGUGAGUUAUUUCGAGACAGUUUACAAUGAGGCAGUUAUUAUCGACUUAUCUCAUUUGUUAUUGCUUUCCUACACGCUACCCGCGUUCACUGGAGCUUGA